AUGCCCUUUGGAUUAUCAGGAGCCCCGUUUAUCUUCCGACGUCUAAUGCUGCGAUUGCUGAGUGAACUGGAAAACGUGGUGGUGUACGGGGAUGAUAUCGUGGUGUAUAGCCAAUCAGAAGCGGAACAUAUCCAUCAUCUCGCGGCAGUUCUGGAACGCAUUCAGCAGUCGGGACUUCGUAUAAACGGACCAAAGUCCCAGAUCGGAAAGACCUGUGUCACCUUACUGGGUCAUAAAGUGGGACAAGGCGAACUGAAACCGCUACCUGAGAAGAUAAUGACGAUACAAGUCAGCCCAGUUCCCACCUCGAAACGCACUCUCCGUACAUUCCUGGGCCGCGCCGGGUACUACAGCAAAUUCGUCAAGGAUUUUAACACAUUGGCCUCACCCUUGUACGAGCUGUUGAAACAAGAUAGGAAAUUCACUUGGAAUGCAGAAGCUCAACGAGCCUUUGAUCAGAUUCUACAGGAAAUGGGAAGGCAGGAGUUGACCCUGAAAUUGCCCAUUGCUGGUGAGAUGUUCACGGUAGCCACUGACGCCAGCGAUGUCGGGAUCGGUGUGGUGUUGAAACAAAACCAUGGGACGAUCGAAUACGCCAGCCGAACUUUGACUCCUGCGGAACGCAGAUACUCAACCAUAGAGAAAGAAUGUCUCGCAAUUGUCCGGGCGUUAGAUAAAUGGCGGCCAUAUCUCCUGGAUCAGCGAUUUCACGUCGAAACAGACCACAGACCGUUGGAGUGGAUUAAGUCUGACAAAGACCCCAGAGGAAAGCUGGCGAGAUGGGCAUUGCGCUUACAAGAGUAUGAUUUCACGAUAAAACCCGUGCCGGGGAGGGAAAAUCAGACGGAGAAUUUCUUGUCACGCAUGAUAGAUGAUGAUGACCUGCCGAGCGUAGCUUACGAUAUUAACGGUAUACUGUGCGAGCAGGAUCCAUAA
Molecule: messenger RNA, 936 nt
Organism: Dicrocoelium dendriticum
Lineage: Eukaryota; Metazoa; Platyhelminthes; Trematoda; Plagiorchiida; Dicrocoeliidae
Source: the annotation of a GenBank genome assembly